CAUGUUUUUUCAAUGCAUCAAGAGUAAUGGAAGAAGAUUGUGGUGCUUUUGCAGCAGAUUGUGUUGUACUUUGUUGCUGCUGCGAGUGCUUUAUACUACAAGUCUUUAUCUUUGUCUUCUUCAAGGUUCCUUGUAAACUUGCACAUAAAAUGAAGAGAUUUGUGACCAGAAGGCUUCGAGGAAUUAAGAAGAGAAGAAACGCGAAGAUCUUCCUACCGACAAAGGAGGAUGAUUGCAGAGACAGAGAGGAGCAUGUGUCGAGAUUAAGUUGCAUGCAAGACAUUGAGGAGAUGAUGCAUGAACUUUCCAUGAAAGGAGAGUUUGUGUUUGGGAGUUUCUGGAGACAGGGAGACUCUGCAAAUGAUUUGGAUUUCGGAAACUCACAGUUCGAAAUAGCUACAUACAGAGAUCAUCAUUCCUUGUCAUUGCUCAUUGCACAAGAUGUCAUAUUGGAUUCAAGAAUCCACAUAAUGAAGCGUUAAGAGGACUGAAAAAAAAGCGGUAUUGAACUAUAUCUAUGCAUUCUCUAACUCGAACUCUGAUGUAUAAUCUUCAGCUGUUCUGUAAACCACAAUUUACCGGACCUGUAAGAUCUCGUUUCAUGACCAGGCAAGAAUCAGAAUGUACAACAACUAGUUGGUAAGCCUUCUUCGGUCCAGAGUCUGAACUCUGAAGCAAGAAACCUUCUUCCUUCCACAUCUAUAUGGUUCUAUUUACGUUUUGCGAGUCAGUUGAAUAUGAAAGACCUAUUCAAGAGGAGACAGGUUGAUUACGUUGUCAUGGUUCAGGCUCAGAUAUCCUGACUGAUCUCUUUUUAGCUUCUAAUCUGGCAGUGAACCGAACUGUUUGUAGGUCUUAUCGAUCUUUGCCUUACCCUAUCACAGUACUCCGCACUACUAUUUGGCACUAAUAGUAGUUACAAUAGCAGAGACGAAAACGUGUAAAUAUCAUACACACAGAUUUGUUUUUUUUUCUUUCGCCAUUAGAGGCAGCAACAACCCAUCAAUAACAUCCCAGUAAGAGUGCUUAAAACAGUAAGAGUCUCUCUCUCUCCGGUUUUGUUUUCUUCUUUGAUUUGUGUUCAUCUUACUGUUUCCAUGUGGUGAGAAACUAAAGAGACUACCAAAACAGAGGAUUACAGAGGAGCAUGUGGUUGAAGAGAGCUGAGAAAAAGGGAAAGCUUCGUUUUCUUACAUAUUUUUUUAUACCUUUACCUUCAAGUUUGCAUAUUUUGCGACG
Molecule: messenger RNA, 1239 nt
Organism: Camelina sativa (false flax)
Lineage: Eukaryota; Viridiplantae; Streptophyta; Magnoliopsida; Brassicales; Brassicaceae
Source: RefSeq, a predicted model, not a curated record